Messenger RNA from Pyricularia grisea, 2355 nucleotides. RefSeq lists its product as uncharacterized. The transcript has 2 exons. The record is from RefSeq and is a predicted model, not a curated record. Gene Ontology annotation, molecular function: dipeptidyl-peptidase activity. NCBI's taxonomy places the organism in Eukaryota, Fungi, Ascomycota, Sordariomycetes, Magnaporthales, Pyriculariaceae. The coding region runs from base 393 to 2240 and encodes 615 amino acids.
CUUUUGCGUCCUGCCGCAAUAACGGUACCUCUGUUGAUCUCCGCUCAAAAACAGCCCACUCUACAGCCAGUCAGCUUGCUACUUAGACAUUGGCUAGGUGCCUCCAGUGCGUCAAGUCCGUUUCGGUUUAGCAAAAUAGGCACAAGGUUCAUCCGAUGGCUGCCCCGACGCUACCAGCGGUUCGGGGUUUCGCGGCUCGCGGUUGGUUGGAGAGACUCGGCACAUGGUGGGGUUGACUGUUGAUUUUGACGCGAACUGACAAGUCGUCAAAUGUUUACAUUGCGACUCCGAUCACGGUAUUUGAGAUUUAGUCUCAUACUAGCCCGAACAACAUUGUCCACUUUCUUUGUUGACAGUGUGAAAGCAGAGGAAAUUAAAGGCUGGAUUUGUCAAUGCGCACACACACAGCAGGCAAAAGGAAGAUACUAGACAGUCAGUCAGUCAGUCAGGCAGCAAACGUCAAAAUGCCGAACCCCACCAAAGACCUACACACGGUAGACGAGACUUCUUUUCCAUACAUUUUCGAGCAGAACGCCACCGUUCAGCUCAAAACCUGCGAGGGACUCAUCCGCUGCAAUGUCUACCGACCCAAGAACUCUGGCCCUGCACCGGUUUUGGUGACCUACGGCCCCUACGGCAAAGAUAUUCAUUAUCAGGACUUUCACUCCAAGUCAUACGCCGAGGUCAAUCCCAACCACAAGUCCGACCACUCAGCUUGGGAGACCCCCGAUCCGAAGUUCUGGACCAGCCAUGGCUAUGUUGUGGUGCGCGCCGAUGAACGCGGCCUUGGCCAGUCCCCCGGAGUUCUCGACACCAUGUCCCGAGGCACCUCGGACGCCUUCUGCGAGCUGAUCGAAUGGGCCGCCGACCAGCCAUGGUCCUCGGGCAAGAUUGGCCUGUUGGGUAUCAGCUACUACGCUGGCAGUCAAUGGCGUGUCGCUGCUCGAAAGCCCAAGGGCCUGGCUGCCAUGGUUCCCUGGGAAGGAAUGUCCGACUAUUAUCGCGACCGCUGCCGUCACGGCGGUAUCUUGUCAAACGCAUUCAUCAAGUUUUGGUGGAAUCGCCAAGUCAUUACGAACCAGUACGGCAGGCCAGGCCGUAGCGCGAGCAACUGGGGGCCAGAUACCAUCGAGGGCGACCUGCCGGCUGACGAACUCGAGCGAAACCGCAACGAUCAAACCAUCGACAACCAAAAACACCGCUUCCGGGAUGAGGAGUACUACGCCUCUAAGGAGUAUGACAUGGGUGACAUUGAGGUUCCACUGCUGUCGGUCGGUAACUGGGGCGGAAUACUUUUGCACCUGAGAGGAAAUAUCGAAGGAUACAUGCAAGCAAACUCCGAGUUCAAGUACCUGCGUAUGAUUACUGGUCGUCAUGAUCUCCCAUUCUAUUAUGACGAGGAAGUGGAGAUCCAACGUUCGUUCCUCGAUGCAUUUCUCAAGGGCGAGGAUCGCGUGGGCUGGGCCACCAAAGGCAAACUUCCGUCUGUUGAUCUGGUAAUGCGAAAGGGUAAUGUUGGCUUCAACGACGCGCAGGCUGAGAGGGCCUACACGCGCCGCACCGAGUCCCAGUGGCCCCCCGCUAGCACCGUGUAUACAACAUAUCACUGCCACCCAGAUGGUGGCCUGUCCACUACAGCACCUUCACUCUCAAGACGCACAAAACUUUCAUACCGCGCAUUGGGCACACUGGCCAAUCCUUCCUUUGUCUCCUUUUCAACUCCCAAGUUUGAGACCGAGACUGAAAUCACGGGUCACCCUCGCGCACGUCUCUCGGUCUCAGUCACACCCGACGCUGCGGGACCAACGCCCUCGGAAAUUGACCUGUUCAUAACCCUGCGGUAUAUUGGCCCUGAUGACAAGGAAGUAUUCUAUACAGGUACAGCUGGAGACCCUGUGCCACUGUGCAAGGGUUGGCUACGAGUGUCUCUCCGCAAGGUCAAUGAGUCCCACCGCAAGCAUCGCGCUUACCUACCCCACAGGGAAUACACAAGUGCCGACGUACUUCCCGUAAUUCCUGGAGAGGUCUAUACGGUCGAUGUUGAAGUCUGGCCUACCAAUGUGAUUGUGGAAAAAGGGGGUCGGGUCGUGUUGGAGGUGGCUUCUGGCGACACACAGGGGUCAGGCAUCUUCUUGCAUGACGACCCAGUCGACCGGGCGGUGGAGAAGUUGCAGGGUGUAAACAACAUCAACUUUGGGCAGGGUCUGGACAACUAUCUUGUUCUUCCUGUAAUUCCAUAGUAAGCUAGUAGGUAGGAAUCUUACGUGGUUGGUUGGUUGACUGAGGUGAUCCACUACCUUAUGCCACGUUCACUUUCUUUCUAUGUGAUACUACCCAGCACAUGUUCACCUAGGC